UAUUCACCUCUUUCAAGCGCUCUCUCCUCUCCACUAUAUAUAAAUUCACCUCUCCUGCUCUCUCUUCAUUCUGACCCAUAGAAGAAACCCAAAGUGCAACUAAAACCCAAAAAAAAUGUCUAAGCUUACAACCCUCUUCACCGUAGCCCUUCUCCUCAGCUUCGCGCUUACUUGUUCUACUCGCCCCCAGCCGGUCCUAUCCGAUGACUCUCUGGAUGCCAUGGCAGCUGAGGCUGCGGUUGUUGAGAGUUGUGAAGGACUAGGAGAAGAGGAGUGCUUGAUGAGAAGGACCCUCGCUGCUCAUGUGGAUUAUAUAUAUACACAGAAGCGCAAGCCAUGAGCUAGUUAUCGUGAAAUUGUAAAAUCAAUAAUGAUUCAAGUUAAUUGCAUCUGUUGGUAAUAAUAUAUUAAGAAGUCUAUCCUGCUUCUUGCUUUUGUGUUAUAGCCUCAAGAUUUUACGUUCUUGGACGUGUUUUCUUUACGUUGUGAUCAGAAAUAAUUCAUUACCAGAAUAAGAAAACAAAUCAAGUUACUUUUUAGCACCACCGUGUGCAAUCCA
Populus trichocarpa (black cottonwood) is the source of this 559-nucleotide messenger RNA. RefSeq names its product phytosulfokines. The transcript is spliced from 2 exons. NCBI's taxonomy places the organism in Eukaryota, Viridiplantae, Streptophyta, Magnoliopsida, Malpighiales, Salicaceae. The record is from RefSeq and is a predicted model, not a curated record. Gene Ontology annotation, biological process: cell population proliferation. Bases 116 to 340 code for a protein of 74 amino acids. Gene Ontology annotation, cellular component: extracellular region. Gene Ontology annotation, molecular function: growth factor activity.